ACUGCGACGUAAACAAAACCCAAAAAAUGGUCUGCUUUGUUAGUUGUAAGAAACCUCGAACCUUUUCCGCCGCGGGAAUGGGAAGUAACAGUCUCUCCGCCGCCUUUAACUCCCUCAAGUCCUCCAAUCUCAUCUCAUGGAAAUCGACCGGUACGCUUCAACAAACCCUGGCGGGAUGCAUAGAGCUGAUGGGAAAAACACUUCACUCGGGGAAGGUUUCGAUGGUAAAGAUAUGGCCGGGAUUCGCCGGCGAAGGAAGGUACUUUAAGUUUCAAUCGAAAUUAAUUCCUGCAUGCAUUGAUUUUGCCCAAGAAUCGCCGCUGUGCACCACACUUUGCAAAGACGGAUACAAGAUUCGGACCGUCGAGCAUUUGCUUUCGGCCUUGGAAGCUAGAGGCAUUGAUAAUUGUAGAAUUCAGAUUCAAAGUUUCGGUUCUGAGGAUCCUGAGGUCGAGGUUCCUAUUUUUGAUGGGUCAGCAAGUGCAUGGGUAGAGGCAAUAGAUAAAGUUGGCAGAAAGGAGGCCUUGGAUCGGUGUGGCAACAAUGCUGAGAAACUGGCACCAUAUUUGAAUGAACCAUUGCAUGUUUCAAGGAAUGAUUCUUUUAUGGUUGCAUUCCCUUCUCCAAAGGUUCGCAUAAGUUAUGGAAUUGACUUUCCAAAGGUGCCUGCAAUUGGAUGCCAAUGGUUUUCUUCAACUGCUUUUGGUGACUUUUACAAAAAGCAUAUAGCUUCUUCAAGAACUUUUUGUAUCUAUGAGGAGGUGGAGCAAAUGUGCAAUGCAGGACUCAUUAAAGGGGGCUCACUAGACAAUGCAAUCGUGUGUAGUGCCAGUAAAGGAUGGUUGAACCCACCUCUUCGUUUCCAUGAUGAACCUUGUCGCCAUAAGGUCUUGGAUCUUAUAGGUGACCUUUCCCUUUUUGCAUCGCCUGGUAGUCAAGGAUUUCCCGUGGCACACAUAGUGGCUUUCAAGGUUCAUUGUACCUAGUUAUACAGCAAGGACAGCAUUGACCUCUCAUGAUCAUGGUGUUGUAUAUAAUUCAUUCUGUAUUUCUGUUUCGUGCUCUAUGAGCUGAAUUUUUAGCUUCACAGGAAAGUGGAAAUGAGACCCAGAACUGUUUUAAAGUCUCUUCCUUUUAAUUAUACUAAGAAAAUAAUGAAAACUGACCUGACAUUUUGAUUCUCUUUCCAUUCCAACAACGGUGUAUGUGUUUAUUAAAGAAACAAAAGACAUGGUGGAGGUAUGUGUUCCUGAACUUCAGAACUCCCAAGUCAUAAUUCCAAUAAUGCUUGAUUUCAUUAUACCAUUAUCCUAGUUAGUCCAUUCCAGUUGUAUAAGUCUACAUCCUCUAUUGGCCCUCAUCUCUCUGUUUACAUGCAAAAGCAAGGUUCAUGUUGCCACCCUCUCCACCUGCACCCCCUCUCAUUUCAAGUUUCCACCAUGCAUUAUCACAUUGGUGAAGUGUGUUCCUUUACUUCCUAAUCUUUUACAUCACUUGAUUAGUACAUCAAAGAAUCUGUGUCACUGUGGCAAUCGAGUGUUGAUUUGGUGGAUCAUGAAAAUUACUUCCAUGGUUGAUCAUAGUAGGCUUUUUGUCUUCCUUCCAUUCUAGUUGAAUGAAGAUUGACCAUGAUCUAGUAUACAUGUGAAGCACUUAGUUUGGGUUUAGGGAGGAAGACUGGCGGUGGUAAUUUUUCUGUGAAAUAUUGGCAGCAAUAAUUUUGGCCUCCAGGUAUGCAUGCUACCUGCGGACCUCUCUUCUCUCCUUUGACAUCUGAUGAGCUGAGGCAGUGUGGAUGGUGCUUUUAUCCUUGAAAAUUUUCCUCUAUUUUUCAUAACAAGCAGCUGAACAGAGAUUGGGAUAUGUUUUCUUCUGUAUAGCUGUAGACUGCUAGCGGGGCAAUGAGAUAGUAGUCAUGAAUUGAUUUUGGCAUUCUCUUUUCACAACUGGAAACAUGUAGCUUGAAGUCUGAACUAACUGUAGAUUUAUGUAGAGAUAGAUUCAGCGAAUUGCAUACUUUCUGAUACUCUUUUGCUUUGUUGCUUGUGAUUGAUUUCUAAGACCUUGUGCAUAUUUCUUUCCAUCUAAUAUCUUGUAAGUUUUUGACCAAAAAUAAAUCCUACUCAAAAUGUUUGGUAGUCAGUGGAAUCUUCAUUUAUUCAUGGUACAACAUUUCUGUUUUAAAGUGAUAGUUUAUAAUCAUCCCGAGUUUACACUGGUGCUAGUGUGUUAGCCUCAUUACUUUGCUGGUAGUUAGUAUAAUAUGAUGUACCUUGGACGUGAUGGUUUUGAUAUCAUCAGCGCUAAAAUUUUCCUUUUUGUCAGUAGCUUUAAACCAUUCAAUUGACUUUGCAAUUUUGAACAUG
Messenger RNA from Theobroma cacao (cacao), 2366 nucleotides. The record is from RefSeq and is a predicted model, not a curated record. NCBI's taxonomy places the organism in Eukaryota, Viridiplantae, Streptophyta, Magnoliopsida, Malvales, Malvaceae.